AGAUUUCGUGGUGUAGUAGGACAAAAACAAAGAAGCUCCAAGUGAGACAAAGGAAGAGAGUGUGUUUUGCACAGACGAACUUUGGCUUCGAGUGCUUUGCUUUCUCCGAAGGUCUACGGUAAGCGAUCCGUGCAACCUUCGUCGGAACCGAUCCCGGAGCUAUCUCCUGCCGGAGAUCGGAAAAGGGUCUCAGUUGAAAAUGGCUUUAGGCUUCGCAGUUGGCGUGUUUGGGGUCCUAAUUCUCUUCCAUGCCGCUUAUUCAACCAUUCAGUAUAGGGGUUUGUUGAAGAUUAUGGAGGAAGAGUUUUCAGGACCUCCAAUGAAUGUUGUGGCUGAGUUGCUUUUAGGGUUAGUGUUCUGUAUCUGGGCAGCUCUGACCGUGCCGGGGAAGUUUCUUUCGAUUCAACCCUAUUCUGAAGAGAAUAGGAUAGUUUCUUUACCAGCCAAUUCAGACUUCAUGAUUUUCAACCAUCGGGGCAAAGUCUUUCCUUUGGAAAUGGAUGUGAAGCUGAAACAUUGAGUUUCUAUGAAGUAAAUGGACUCCCUUCAUGAGAAAUCAUUUUCCAGUCUCUUUAGAACUUGGAAAAAGAAAAAUGGUGGCAUGUGGCCUAUCACUAUGCUGUUCUCUGUGUUUUUGCUAUUUAGAUGAUGUUAGUGUAUCAUCAUUUUUAAACUAAUUACAAGAAUUUCUUGUCUCCAUUGGCUACCUUGGUCUAGCAAUUUAAACUUCGAAAUUUUUAAUGUAUUUAUUGAUAAUCUAAAUGAGGUUUGUUAGCAUUACCCAUGACAGCUAGGCCGGCUUGUGGACAAUGAAUGAACGUUGGCAAAUAGACAACUCAAAUCUUACUUUUUCCA
Messenger RNA from Quercus lobata, 855 nucleotides. Its product is annotated as membrane magnesium transporter-like protein. The record is from RefSeq and is a predicted model, not a curated record. The transcript is spliced from 4 exons. Bases 200 to 520 code for a protein of 106 amino acids. Gene Ontology annotation, cellular component: early endosome; Golgi apparatus; EMC complex. Lineage: Eukaryota; Viridiplantae; Streptophyta; Magnoliopsida; Fagales; Fagaceae.